AUGAAAAAAAAAUCGCGAGCAGGACCGUCAAUAAUUCCCUUGGCAUGCUUGAGUGAAUCUGUACUCGAAUUAGAUCUAAGCGAUGGCUUACUCACAAGUCGUCAACAUAAUGUAGCAUCUGUGGAUGAUACUCAUCAAUUUCAAUUUGAAGAGCUUUAUGAUAGCGCCAAAUAUACUCCCAGGGCUUGGCUGGUAUCCGCAAAGGGGCAGUUAAAAUACCAAGAUACUGAGUUGUUUUACCAGUGCCACUCCGGAGAAUCAUACAAAAUUUAUGAUGCCCCUGUUCAUUCACGCUGUGCACCUGUUUUGUUGGAUGUUGUGGAACUUGUAUCUUGUCAAUAG
Metschnikowia bicuspidata var. bicuspidata NRRL YB-4993 is the source of this 342-nucleotide messenger RNA. RefSeq names its product Pir32p (gene PIR32). Bases 1 to 342 code for a protein of 113 amino acids. The transcript has a single exon. Gene Ontology annotation, cellular component: fungal-type cell wall. Gene Ontology annotation, molecular function: structural constituent of cell wall. The record is from RefSeq and is a predicted model, not a curated record. Gene Ontology annotation, biological process: fungal-type cell wall organization. NCBI's taxonomy places the organism in Eukaryota, Fungi, Ascomycota, Pichiomycetes, Serinales, Metschnikowiaceae.